GUGGUGGCUGUAGGUGUGGCUUGGCUGCAGAGACAGUCACGUUGUUUUGCUUUUCCGUGCGCUGCAACGUGGAUGUAAACACUAAAGUGAAACCGAAAAGCUCCUCUGCUCUAAUACAAGGCUUCUGCUGGUUGAUGUUAUUCCACAGGAGACAGAGACACAAAACGGACUCAAACAUGGAAACGACGCAGGAGAAGUGUUACGACCCUUUCGACUCCUCCCUUAGAUUUGUGGAUGAGGAGGAUGUUUUAGAUUUUCUGUGUGAGGGAUUCAAGUCUCGAAGAGCCCUGAUGUCCUGUGGCCACGCAGUGACCCCGAUGUCUCUCACCAAGUGGUGUCGCACGUUAUUGGACCAGGGUGAAACCAGAUUCGUCUGUGGCCUGAUUGGUUGUGAUGUGGAGUGGCCAUAUGCAGAGGUUCGUAAAAUGGCCCUUUUGACCCCUGAAGAAACCAAGUACUUUGAAAAAUCCAUGGCCUCCAAUCUUGCCAGGGCGAUCUCUGGUGCCAAAUUGUGUCCUGGAUGCAAAUCUUCUCUGAUGAGAGAGAAUGAAUUCAGCCUGUGUGUCCGCUGCACAGUGUGCACGGCCAACACACGACGGGCCUAUGACUUCUGCUGGCAGUGCCUGAGGGAGUGGAAGGGUCCAGCUCCACGUUCAGACCGCUGUGGGAAUGAUGGCUGCUGCAACGAGUCACUGAAAACACUGGCAACUUGUCCAGACAUCAUCAUUUGGUCUGUGACAUGCCCCUCCAUCCGCGCCUGCCCCACAUGUGGCGCACUGCUGCAGCAUGACAGCGCUACAUGCAGAUACGUCCACUGUCCCCGAUGUAAGAAGAACUUCUGUUUUGUGUGUCUGAGGCUCACUCCUAAAUGUUUGAAUAGAAGCAGCAAUCAUUUCGGUCACUGCUCCACUGGGGUGGCCCCUAGACAGACCUCCAUACCUGUAUGGCGUAAGAAGUAAUGUGACCACAACCUAACUGGGCGCGCUUCAAGCAGAGACAUCUCUCUCUCUUACAUAUCGUCUUUAUGAUUUGUUUGUGAGAAAACAUAAUCAGAUAAUUGGUGAUAGCCUAAAUUACAUAUCUUAAUCUAUAGUCAUGUUGUCACCUUUCCUUGUGUAACGUCAGAUGUGUUGUUUGCUCUUUUUUCUGAUUCCAUGAAAUUUAAGAUACGAACAUGCUAUUAAUGUGAAGGAAUGGUUUCCGUUUCAGUGGAUUUCUCUGUGACAAGUGUCAAGUCCAAUCUGAUUUUUUAGUUUAGUUUUGCAGUAGAUAACUCUCCACACUCAGGAUUAUGAUACUCUGUCAUGAGACGGUUUAAUACUAAGCGGAUAGGAUGGCAGCAAAUUAGAUUUAAUGUCACACUAUAAUGCAAUAAAAGUGAUUUGAGGUUAAUAAAUAAAGUGGAUUUCAGUAAAGUCAAAGUUUCCGUUAUUGGGCUUUUUAAAAUUCUCCCACAGAUUUUUUUUUUACUUUAAAUAUCACUGAGCAAAGGCCUAUACAGGCUUCAUGCUCGUUUUAAGGUGGAGCAGAAAAUCCCAGUAAGAAGCUUCGAUAUGCAGUCAGCAGCAAAACCACUUUUCAAAACAGAAUUCAAUUUCAAUCAUUUGGUUGUUUUCUGAAAACCCUGGAGGAAUACAAGCUGCAUGCAUAACAUUUAACAGUUGAGUCCUUGAUACAGGUUUGCAGCUUUCUCUACAUUAAUAAUAUACAACAUAUUAAUCAACUGCAUUCAGUGAUGUCAUGUCCGGCCCGUGUGGAUAAUAUUGUCUUGGAUGGAUAUUUGAUAUUUCCCUCUGCAAAGUCACGGAAGGCAUCAAUAACUGUAUUGAUCACUAAUCUGUCUCCUGGCCUGGUGAACUACAAAGAUGAUGUUUUAGUAUCAGACUGAUGUAAAAAUCCAGAGGCCUUUAACAAAAAGCUGUACGGGAGAUGAGAGGACAGAUGUUACAACAGCAAACACACUUAAGUUCCUUUAAGUGAUGCACAUAAAC
Monopterus albus (swamp eel) is the source of this 1991-nucleotide messenger RNA. RefSeq names its product potential E3 ubiquitin-protein ligase ariadne-2-like. The transcript has 4 exons. The record is from RefSeq and is a predicted model, not a curated record. Lineage: Eukaryota; Metazoa; Chordata; Actinopteri; Synbranchiformes; Synbranchidae. Bases 135 to 959 code for a protein of 274 amino acids.